This is a messenger RNA of Paramecium sonneborni, 618 nucleotides long. Lineage: Eukaryota; Ciliophora; Oligohymenophorea; Peniculida; Parameciidae. The record is from the annotation of a GenBank genome assembly.
AUGAGUAAUGAAAUUCUUCCAAUAAUAUUUCUUGAGAAUUAAACCUAAAAACAACUUCUUGGGACAUCAAAAACAUAAUUAUACUUUAAAUAAAAUAAGACAGGAUCAAUCACUUAAUAUAUUAGAAAUGAUAAGAAUUCAUAAAUUGAUCAAUAUUUAAAAACCGAAAAUGACUCUUAUGAUAAUAUGGUAAGUUAAUUACAUCAAUAAAGAUAACUUAGAUUACCUCCCACAUAAGUUAUUAAUAAAUUAAGAAGAUAAAAAAUGAAUGUAGAUAAAAUACCAAAACCAAAAGCUACAAAAAUGCCGAGACCUUCAUAUUAAAUUAAUCUUAAUACUAAGGACAAAACAAAACUCUAAUAACAGAUAUGCAAUUAUGUUUAAUAAGCAAAUAAGUUAUAAUAAUAUAAACUAUCAUAAAUUCAUUCAAGAAGACAAGACUUUAAGCCAUAUUUUAAUUUUGAGGAAUUUUCAUAUAUGGAUGAGAUAUUUCCUCAUUCAAAUCUAGUAAAAAAAAAAUUUGGACUGAAUGAAUAAAUAAUGUUCAGAAAUUCUAUGGGCUUAGAAAAAGUCAUUUUAUAAAGAAUUAUUUAAGCAUAAUAAGAUGAUUGUUUUUGA